Messenger RNA from Babesia ovata, 993 nucleotides. RefSeq names its product helicase family member protein. The record is from RefSeq and is a predicted model, not a curated record. The transcript has a single exon. Lineage: Eukaryota; Apicomplexa; Aconoidasida; Piroplasmida; Babesiidae. Bases 1 to 993 code for a protein of 330 amino acids.
AUGGCCACCUACUCCGAGAUCGUGCACCAGCUCUACAAUUUGAGCGCACAGGGAGUCCAAUCAGAUGACGUGAGAUUCCGUCAGCUCAUAUCCGCCCUUGAGGCGGUGCGGGAGAAGCGUAAACCCGUGGAAUCUGAGUACCAUGGCAUGAAGGGAUCCGUUAGGAACCCUGUGAGCAGCUCCCAAUUCGAGAGGACACUUAGCCAGAUCGAUGCCGUCUACAAAUACCUGGCAGUGGGUGCAGAUGUGCCGCCCGAUCUGUUGCUGCGUUGUGGCGUCGACUGCUCCACCGUGAACGAAAAGCAGCCUGAGCAGCCGUCUCACGCCGCUGAGAUACUACACUACGCGGAGGCGUUGCACGUUGGUGGGACGCACUGGACUCCUAGUCUAGGCUGGGUGGAGUAUAAUGAAUCGAUGGAGGAAUCCCGGACUUCUUACACUCUGAACGCUGUCGGCAAUUUGCGCUCGCUGUUAGAAUUCGUGAUGGAGAAGGGUUACGGCGAAGGCAUGGAGAGCAUCGAAGCACUAAUCCACUCGUUGGGUAUGGAGAAGUUUGCGGAUCGAUUUCGGGUACAUGGAAUGAUUCACGUGGACAAGUUCUUGGUCGGGCUCAUGCGUUUGGAGCGUCAACUGCGCCUGCUGUCCCUGCAGCGUACGUUAAAGCGUGCAUUGCGCAUGGUUAACCACUUCAACGUAGAAGAGCCUUCAGAUCCGAAUCUUUGGCAGGCUGGUGCAGGAAAUGCCGGUUGGAGCGAUCACCUGUCCGAGUUCAUGACCCGCAGCCGCGAAUGCGACCACACGCGCGCUACACUAGCGUGCCAGGCCGCUCAGAUGGUGGAAUCACGUGCAAACAAAAAGGUGACGCCGAAUGCUGUUCCUGCUCAAUUUGACGCGACGCCCCCGCAGUAUUAUCAGCCUGCUCCGUACCCCCAGUUCUGGCAACCGAUGACGCAUCCGCAUAUGGGCAUGUUUUCUCCCCAGCACGAAUACUAA